CUGAAAGUUUUCCGUCGCGUUUUUUCAUUUUCUCUUAAGAAACAGACAGAAAAACCAAUUAAAAACGAAUAAAAAUAGUGAAUUUUAUUAUAAAAUAUUAAAUAUAUUUUUGUUAAAAUAAUUUAAAAUAUAAAUACAAAUUGUAAUUGUGUGUUUGAUUGAAAAUAAAACAGUUUGUUUUUCUGGAUGGAAAUUCUUGUAGAAAAAAUUUGACGUUCUUCGUGUUGAAAAAAAAAAAAAUUCUGUCAAACAGAAACACACCCCAAAUCGCAAAGAAACACAAAAAAAAAAAAAUCGAUUCGUUUUCAAAUUCCUUUUUUUUACAAAAAGUAACGAAUUCUUUUUAAUGAAUGCAUGGAAUUCGACAUAAUUCUUUAACCAAUUUACAAAAAAAAUACAAAUAAACCCCGAAAUGGCAAGUCACAAAAAUAUGCUUGAUCGCGAGGCAGUGCGUUCAGUCAUUCAACAAUGGAACGCAAAUCGCCUUGACUUAUUUGCUCUAUCCGAACCCGAUGAGAAUCUUCUAUUCCAUGGCGUUAUGCGUUUUUACUUUCAAGACGCUGGUCAAAAAGUUGCCACCAAAUGCAUUCGAGUUGCCUCCGAUGCAACUGUUGCCGAUGUAAUUGACAAUCUUAUUGAGAAAUUCCGUCCCGAUAUGCGAAUGUUAUCUGUCCCAAAUUACGCCCUCUAUGAAGUUCAUUCGAAUGGCGAUGAACGAAAGCUUAAUCGUGAUGAAAAGCCACUUUUAGUACAGUUGAAUUGGCAUAUCGAUGAUCGAGAGGGGCGGUUUUUACUUAAAAACAUUGAUCAAAAGACAGCUCCCAUUGAAAGUAACGACACUCAAUUCAAACGGAAAUUGUCGAAGCGUGAAAAGAAAGAACAAAAGAAAAAGGAAAAACUUCAAAGACAAAACUGGGAAUCGGUAAGAAAUACUGAAAACGAAACUCAUGUUGCAGGUAAAUUGUACACUGAAUUGCCAGAGACAUCAUUUACACGUUCCAUAUCAAAUCCUGAAGCGGUAAUGAGAAGAAGGCGUCAGCAGAAGCUUGAAAAGAAACUACAACAAUUUAGGUCAAAAGAUGGUGGUCCUGACACGGGUGGGACACUAAAAAUAUAUGGAGAAAGCUUAUGCCAGGAUGUUCCAUAUAAAACAUUGUUACUAUCGAUUCGAGAUUGUGCCCAAGCUGUAGUUAGAGAAAUGCUUUCCAAAUAUGGUUUAGACAAAACCGAUCCAUUGCAUUAUUGCCUGGUACAGGUUAACUGCGAUGGCACCGAGUAUAUUCUCGAUGAUGACGAGUGUCCAUUGUCGAUUUUGAUGAAUCAUCCAACAUCGAGAGGCUCGAUUAUGUUUCAUGUGAGACGUCGUCCAGCAGAUUCUCAGCCGAGAAGACGAAAAAAGAAACCAAAUGGCAAUAAUAGUACUUCUAGCGAUCGGGAGGGACCGGUUUUGGUAGAAGUCACACACAGUGGUGAUAGCGGGAGACGAAUUAAAUUGGGAUCUGAACCUAUUGAAGUGGGAUCUGCAAAUACCAAUUCCCUACAACUCUUUGGCCCUUCUAUACAAGCUAGACAUUGCUUGAUUUCGUUGUUAGAUGGAGUUUGCACUGUUACUCCCUUACAUGCUGAUGCCUUGACAUUUGUAAAUGGUCACCAUGUCACUCAGCCGACAAUUUUACACAACGGAUCAGUUGUUAUGAUUGGUCGUGUGGCAUCUUAUCGAUUUCUUGAUUCUCCAUCAGAUGGACGAUUCAAUUUAGCUCUGUCCCAAUCUCAAUUAGAUUCAGCAUGUCUUUACGAAAGUCGUUUACAAACAUUAUCACCAAUGUGGAAUAAAGAAGAUGGCAAUUCCAAUGCUAGCCAAACUACAGAAGUAGAAAGAGCUAGCAAUAGUAAUUUCAAUAACAACGGAAUGAUUGAUGAGUAUAAAAAACAAAUGACCAUUAGAUCGAUACAGAAACAUCCAAAAGAAUCUGAUCUUCAUCAUGAAACUGGUGGCGAACAAAGUUUAGAUUGUGAGACAAAAUCUAUAUCAAGUCUUAAAUCAGCUGAAUCACAAAAUCAUGAUUUAAGAUCACAAAAUAAAGUAACAAUGAUGGAGAAUCAAGGUCAGGAAUUGAUUCUUCCAGCUGUAUUGGAAUUUCCAGAAAAACAUCAAGAGCAGUUUUUGAAACAAAUUCUAACCGAUUUAGAUGUUAACUUACCACAUUUUAAACUUGCUCCAGUAUAUUCACUUUAUUUGUGUGCCAGAUAUCGUGCAUCGACACAUUAUAGACCAGAGCUUCAACCAACUGAACGGGCUCAUAAAUUGACAAUUUUUCUUCAUCAUGUUGCAAAUUUAAUAUAUUCUAUAAUUCAAGGACAAAAUACAAAUGCUCGAAUUUUAGCUUUCUGGAUGGCUAACAGUUCUGAAUUUCUUCAUUUUUUAAAAUCCGAUCGUCAUAUAAGUGCAUUUAGUAUACAAGCACAGGAAAUUCUAGCUGAAAGUGUACAAACUGCAUUUCAUAAUUUAGUUGAUUGCUUUCGAAUGGAACUCUCACAAACUUUGAAUCAAUUUCUAUCCGAAACAAUUGAUCAUGAUUCAGCGGCAGGAUUAGUUUUGACUGUUUUGGGGUCAGCAAUGGCUCUACUACGUCGUUAUCGUGUAAAUGCUGCCUUGACUAUACAAUUAUUCUCCCAGUUAUUUCAUUAUAUCAAUGCUAUAUGCUUUAAUACAAUUGUAUCCAAUUCUCAUAUGUGUACAGCUGAAUGGGGAAAACUUCUAACUGAACGUUUACAAUUGUUAGAAAUGUGGGCAGAACGUCAAGGACUUGAAUUGGCAGCCGAUUGUCAUUUGGCUAAAAUCAAUCAAUGUGCUCAAUUUUUGCAAUCUCCAAAGUCAUCUAUAGAAGAAAUUCAAAAAUUAACAUGUUCAUGUUUUCGUUUGAAUUCUCUUCAAAUUGCUGCACUCUUACAACAAGAGAAAAUACCACGUAAUUUAGUUGAUUCGGUAAUAAGAAUGGCCGAAUCAGUAGCUGAUGAACUAACACGUGCUGAUAGUAGAGAAGUUAGAUUGGAGGAAUCUCCCGAACUACAUUUGGUACUUUUGUUGCCAGAUGAUGGUUUUAGUUGUGACGUAGUUAGGGGUAUACCUUCAGGUCUGCUUGAUUUUUUAAAUCCACUACAAUCAGCCGGCAUAUGUCGUCUAGCUGCUCAACCCACAAGUAUAGGACUUUGGACUGUUUAUAUGCAUCAAUUUAAUGCACGUUCGCCGAGUGAAAUGUCAAGUAAAUUACCACAACCUGAAGUUCAGGUUAUAAAAUUGCAAAAGAAUUCAAAUGGCAUGGGUUUGUCAAUUGUUGCAGCUAAAGGAGCUGGUCAAGAGCAAUUGGGUAUUUAUAUAAAAAGUGUUGUGCCAGGUGGUGCAGCUGAUGCAGAUAAUAGAUUACAAGCUGGUGAUCAGUUGUUGAGAGUUGAUGGACAGAGUUUGGUGGGAAUUACACAAGAAAAAGCAGCAGAUUAUUUAGUACGUACUGGUCCUAUUGUCACAUUGGAGGUGGCUAAACAAGGGGCUAUUUAUCAUGGUUUGGCUACUUUACUUCAACAAUCGAGCCCAGUUGUUGAAAGAGGCAAUAGAUCACAAAAAGAAAAUUACAUGAUGGAUGGAAGUAAUGACCAGUUGGGUUCAAAACAUCCUCUAAGCAAAUCAGUGCCGAUUUUACAUCACCCCAACAAACCCAACUUUAAUUUUAAUUCAAAUUCCCGAUUGGCUCAGAGUUAUUCCAAUAAUGAACAAGGUUUUUACCAGAAUUUAAGCGCUUAUCGUGUUCAAAAUCAAAGCCAACCUGGUAUUGCGGAAAGACCACCGACAGAUUCUAGAAAUUCGUUGACUUCGAACUUUUCAAAACCCCCAAUGCAACAGCUUACUUUACCCAACUCAAGCCAGCAGCAACAACAACAACAACAACAACUUUUGUCAAAUCCAAAUAACAUGAUGAAUCGUCCAGCAUCGGCUUAUUAUCAAGGCAGCACUUAUGCAAAUUAUAUGGAAAAUACCAAUAAUCCACCUAAACUAGUGACCAAUCCAAUUAUGAUGUCAAAUGAUAAUCUUGGCCAGAGCAUAAAGAGUCCUCCACAAAACUUUAGCCGAGAAGUUCACUCCCAAAACAGUUUGCGAAUGAAUCAAAUGCUAGCACCAUCAAUGCCCAAUAUUUCCGAUGCUCGUACAACAUCGAUAUCGCCACAUAUUUACAAUACCGGAAUGUUAUCCAGUCAAAGUAUGCAAAAUGUUGCAAUGAUAAAUCAAGCAUCGAAUUUAGCAGAUACACAACAUUCACAACAGCAACAACAACGAUUUCCUCAGAGCCAACAACAAUUGCAGCAAAAAAAUCCAAACCGUUUCCAGCCGCCUUCAACUGGUGACAAGCCAAUAAGAUCUAACCAUCGAACAGAUGCGAUGCAUGAAAUGUCAUCAAAUCAAACACUUUCCAAUAGUAACCAAAAAAAUAUUCCACAACAACAAGAGCAACAGUAUUCUCCCAAUGCACCUUUAACACUUCCCAAACCGAGUGGAAGUAAAUACAAUUUGAGUGCCUUUUCGAUAGCAUCGUCUAGGCAGCAGCAACUUCAGUCGAAUAUUCCAAAUUCUCAACAGCAAAAUAUGCAUGCCCCACAUCAAAAUUACCAACAACAGCAGCAGCAACAACAACCAGUUGUAGAUGAGAAACCUCCACUCCCUCCCACAACUACACAUCCUCUCUUCAAAGACAAUUCUCAAACUUCUCAAGGCUUGAAAUCUGUUGUAAAUUCUACAGAACCACCACAAAGAGGCAGCUACUAUCCAACAAAUGCAGCUUCCCAAAGUUAUCAGGGACAUUUUGCUGCUGCAGCAUCCAAUCCAUGGGAGCGUGAAGAAAGAGAAAAAGAACAAGAGAUACGUCGAGAACAGAUCAGAAUGUGGAGAGAUAAACAAAUUACAAAUUUGUCAAAUCUAACUCAUCGAUAUCCUCAACAAGAGGAACAGCUUAAAACGUUAGUUCUUGAAAGAGAAUUUGAACGAAGAGCCCACGAAGCCGAAGAACAAGAAGAUGAUAGUGAACCAUCUUUUGAUAAAGAAAAUGACGAAGAAGAAAAGUUUCGAAUACAACCAAGUUCAAUACAAUUAUCGAAUACCGACUUCCGUCGGACACAACAACACUCUGAAAUUGAACAGGAUACAGGUUUCAUGGAGAACAAAGAUCCUGGUAAUAAAGUUAAAAUUCUAAAAAAUGAUACCCAGGCUCCACCACUUUUACAAAGCCGGCCUCCCACCAUUGUCCAGCCAAAAGGUAUACUGAAAAACAAUCGUUAUGAUAGUUCGAAUUUAUCGAUAACAUCUUCAUCUACAUUGCCUUCAAAACCGAAUAAGAUGAUUUUGGAUGAAAGUCAGAAUAAUGUAGAAACUUCAAUGAAAGGCAUAUCCAAAAAUAUGUCAAAUCUUACUUUGGACUCAGAUAUGAAUCCAACUAGUAUGGAUCAUUUAAUUACUGGUGACCAUCUCUCACAUUCCCCAAAUAAACAACAACUUCCCAUUCGUACAAUGUCGCCUCCGUCACCACCUGAACGUAAUAUUUCAUAUAUUGUUAUGUCGCAAAAACAACAACAGCAACAACAACAAUCGAAUAAUAAUACAAUUUCUUCGAAAAAUGUUUUUCCAUCUCAACAACAACAACAAUUAUCAGAACAUCCACAACAACAUAAUCAAUAUAUUAAUAAAGCUUUCUUAAAAAAUAUGCCAUCGGAGAGCUUAAUCGACACACCACCAUCAUCACACCACAACACACUUUCAUCGAAUUCCAAUAAUAGUCUUUUAAUUCUUGGACGUGAUAUUAAACGAGUAUCAUUCCAUGAUGAAGAAAAUAAUUAUCUCCCAUUCCAACAAACACCACAAGUAUUUGCAAAUGAACCGAGUUCUAGUAGCAAUGAUAAAAUUGAUAUGCAUUCAGUCUUCCAAAUUCCAAGUGGUGUUGGUGACUUGUCUGAUGUGUCCAUGUCCAUGUCCAAUAAUGAAAUUUUACAAUCACCCCAGACACCUGAAGCAGCUGAUUCAUGGAAUUUGACAAUUAAAUCGACACCGGGCGUGAUAGGGGCUCAAGAAGUGUACAGAGAUCCACGUCAAAGACGUCUGGCAGAACAACAACAUGAAAAGGAGCAGCAACGUUCAAGUGAUUCCGUCCCUGAGAAAUUAUCUUUUAAAGAGAAAAUGAAAAUGUUUGCUCUCGAAUCUGGCGAAGAUCAAACACCUAAGGAUAAAUUGAAGAUAUCAAGUGCCCAAAGGGUUAUUGAUGCUGCUCAUUAAUUUUUAAAAAAUAAAGUUAUUGUUUUUUUUUUUUUGACAUACACACAUACAGCAUUCAACUUUACACAUAAUCAUUAUUUUUUUUUUAUUAAUUAAACAAGUUAUAAAUACAAGUUA
Messenger RNA from Episyrphus balteatus (marmalade hoverfly), 6430 nucleotides. RefSeq names its product afadin (gene cno). Gene Ontology annotation, molecular function: cell adhesion molecule binding. Lineage: Eukaryota; Metazoa; Arthropoda; Insecta; Diptera; Syrphidae. The record is from RefSeq and is a predicted model, not a curated record. The transcript is spliced from 2 exons. Gene Ontology annotation, cellular component: adherens junction. Gene Ontology annotation, biological process: regulation of protein localization; signal transduction. Bases 413 to 6313 code for a protein of 1966 amino acids.